Molecule: messenger RNA, 1348 nt
Organism: Cinara cedri
Lineage: Eukaryota; Metazoa; Arthropoda; Insecta; Hemiptera; Aphididae
Source: the annotation of a GenBank genome assembly
AUGGCAUCGCUUGAAAUUGAAAACAUUAGUAAUGCUGUAGAAAAUGAUAAAAAACGUAAGAUUGAUGAAGUUGAAAAAGUGAAAAAAAAAAAGAAAAACAAACAUUUAGAUUUAGAAAUUGUUAGAAAUAAGAAUGACACUAAAAAUUCAAUAGGAAAAGUUAAGAAGCAAAAGAAAUAUGUUGAAAUAAAUACAGCAAAGGAGGACAUUUCUGAAGGAGAAAACACAAAGAAUAUUAAAAUUACAGAAAAUUCUGAAGUCAGCAAAAAAGUAGCAACAAAAAAAGCAAAAGAACUGCCAACUGUAACCAUAGCUGUGCCUGGAUCUAUUUUAGAUAACACUCAGUCUCCAGAAUUCAGAACUUAUCUGGCUGGACAAAUAGCAAGAGCUGCUUGCAUUUAUAAAAUUGAUGAGGUUUGUUUUUUUUUUUAAUUUUAUUUUCACUACCUAUCUAAUUUUAUUAUCUAGUAUUUCAAAUAAUUUUUCAUUAGAUUGUAGUAUUUGAUGAUGUGGGUGAGCAGACUAAUGUAAUGGUGGCAAACAAAAACACUGAAGGUGGUUCAAAGACAUGUAAACAAUUGGCUGUUAUUUUACAAUACUUAGAGUGCCCUCAAUACUUAAGAAGAAUAUUAUUUCCGAUCCAUAAUUUUUUAAAAUAUACAGGAGUAUUGAACCCACUAGAUGCACCGCAUCAUUUUAGACAAGAAGAUAAUGUCCCAUUCCGGUAAAUUAUAAUUCAAAUAACUUUAAUUUGAAGCUAUAUUUUUCCUUAUUAAUCGACACAUUGUUUUGUAGGGAAGGUGUGGUGUCAACACUUCCACCAAAAAAAGGUAAAGGCUCCAAUGUAGAUGUGGGUCUUAGAAAGCAUGUACAUGUUGAAAAAUGUCUUCAACCAUAUGUACGAGUUACUGUCAAACUAAUACCUAAUUCGAGCGAUUCCAAACGUCAAAAUGGUAUAGUCGUUGCUCCUAGUACUCCAAAAAUAGAAGCUGGUAUUUACUGGGGCUAUACAGUAAGAAAUGCCAAAUCGAUUAAUGAGGUAUUUACCAAUUGUCCAUAUUCUGGUGGAUAUGAUUUAAAAAUCGGAACAUCUGAUAAAGGCCGUAGUGUAGAUGAAGUUAAUAGUGAUGAGCUAAGCAAGUUUAAACAUGCUUUAAUUUGUUUUGGAGGAGUUCAUGGACUUGAAUCUGCAUUAGAAGCUGAUCCAAACAUUGGCGAAGAAAACCCUUCAAGUUUAUUUAAUAUUUAUUUAAAUACUUGUCCAAAUCAAGGUUCUAGAACUAUUAGAACUGAAGAAGCUAUUCUUAUUACAUUAGCUGAGUUACGUUCAAAAAUGAAACUUAAAUAG